Messenger RNA from Notothenia coriiceps (black rockcod), 2066 nucleotides. Its product is annotated as microtubule-associated protein 6 homolog. Gene Ontology annotation, cellular component: microtubule. The coding region runs from base 49 to 438 and encodes 129 amino acids. NCBI's taxonomy places the organism in Eukaryota, Metazoa, Chordata, Actinopteri, Perciformes, Nototheniidae. Gene Ontology annotation, biological process: microtubule cytoskeleton organization. Gene Ontology annotation, molecular function: microtubule binding; calmodulin binding. The transcript is spliced from 2 exons. The record is from RefSeq and is a predicted model, not a curated record.
GCACACAGGUCUGAGUACAAGGCUUACAGAGAUGUGAAGCCGACAAAGAUGAUCCGGGCCCGGUCCCAGUACCUCCCCCCCGACGAGAAGUCCAGCCUGGAGACGAGCUACAGCGCCACCUACAAGGGCCAGGCCCCGCUGCGGCUGGACAACAAGGACCACAAGGCCCUGGACCGGAGGAGGAUACGCAGCCUGUACAGCGAGCCGUACAUGGACCCCAUCACACAGGUUGACAGAUACAGUGCUCUCCGCACUAAACCCAAAAGGCCUGGAGGCGCCCUGGGCAAGCCAGGGAAGAAAGCCAAAGAUAAGCAGAGCGCCGCACUGAGGGGCUCCAAGAAGACCACCUCGGAGAGCCUGCCCGAGAGCCGGCCCGCCGCGGGGGACAAGGAGAAAAGUAAAGAGAUGAACAACAAACUGGCUGAGGCAAAAGAGUAAAAAUCCUUUAGCAUACUUCUCCUUUUAUCUCUUAUUUGUUGGGGAAAAAACACAGAGGCUGCAAAACAUUUCAUUUAUUCUCCACUUUCCCUCUGUUUCCCUCCCUUUCUUUCCUCUCUUCUUUGAUCGAUCUGUCACUCAUCCUUCUCCUCUGUCCUCUUUCACUACCUCUUGGCUAAUUUCUAUAAGAAUAAUAAGAUGUCGGGGUUCAGACAUGACAUGCCAUCUCUCCUCCCACCUCAUGCUAUGUCACAUCGCUAUAGUAACGAGUGGGCGGGAGCAUCCUCUUCCUCCUCCAUUUGAUGCCACCCCCACUCUGCUCGCCUCCAUCUCCAGGUUGCCAUGGCUACUGGUUGCCUAGGCAAGGCAAUGGAUGGCUGUAUUUGCAUGAGCUGGCUUUGAUCGGCUCGGCAGAAGCUAUGUCGAGUUUAUCAAGGAUUUUUGAGAAAAGAUAAUUGGCACUUUGGAUUCAGUCUGCUAAAUGAAAGAUCUUUGAUAAAUGUCCCGCUUGGUUAGUCAUGAGUGUGUGAUUCAGGCUCGGUGUGUACCUGCUCCGUCAUCUCUGCUUCUGUUCUCUGUUCAUGGCAGAGCUCAAGUAUCACAACGCUCUGUUCAAUGUGAUCAAUGUCUCAUUUUCACCUGUUGUAUGAACACUACAUUGUUUUUAGUUUAUCUAGAAAUGCUGUGCUAUCCUAUUCAGCUUUUGCUCUUUCAUGUGCAGUCCAUCAACACAGUUAUAUUUCACUCAAGGCUAUUUUGUAAUAACCACUGUGCUGCCAACAACCAUCUGGGUCAUGCUAUACUGAUUAUGCAUUAAACACCAGUCAUCUGCCUGGAUCUUAUUAAACUAAAUACUGUGGUGCAGUCAUAGUGACAUUUAGCAAUCGUUAAAGUGUGCCAACAUGUCUCAGCAGCAUUAGAGAGGGAUGAGUUCAGGGGAAUUGUUUUCAGGUUGUAUCCGAUCAGCCUAGCACAUAGAGCUGUCAGUCAAAAGCCAUAACUCAGUAAUCACUCACAUUGUUGUGUUUAUUAACAAGACUGAUCCCUCUGCAGAGCUUUGCAGCAGUUAUGCAUUUCGCAGUGGCAUUUUAACAAACACACACCUGCUUUUGGCUUCUUCAUGGGACGACAGCAGACAGAUUAUAUGAAUGGUUCAUUUCCAUAAUCUUUAAAGAGGGAGAUGUAUGGAUGAAGCACAGAUUGACGUUUUUAAUAAAUCAUGAACAAAUCACUGCCAUUUGUUACAAUCUUUUUUUUCAAGUAUAAGAAGUUUUUAUCGCAUUUCUUUUAUAGUAGUUUGUUAUAAUAAGGGCGAAAUGAUGAUGAAAAGUGAAAAGUAUUUCUUUUAUACUGAUUUAUUUUUGGACUCCAGUGUGCAUCACUCUUUGUUUCUGAAUCAAUGUGAAUCCACUUGUUUUGUCCAAAGAAUGAGUGUAUGCUGGUUUAGUUUAUUUAACCCUCCUGUUGUCUUCAGAUCAAAUCUGAUCGAUUUACUACUUUCAUCAAUCAUAACUUUUUUGUUUUACAUUCGAUUGCAUUAAGGCUUUAUGAUAUCCUUCUCAGUAGACAUUUCAACAUAUCAAAUUGCUGAUCACCCCUUUCAUUGAAUUUUUGAUGAUUUAGUCAAC